CCCCUCCAAGGCCACAGAGUUGUGCGCCCGUCCGGUCCCUGCUGAAUCAGCAUUCCGUGUUUCGUGCCAUGGCGGAGGACAAGCGAGAAUGCGUGAAAGUGGUGAUCCGAUGCCGUCCGAUGAGCAGACAAGAAGGGAUCGACAAUCGAGAAAAGAUUGUAGACAUGGACAUCAAGAAUGGCGGUGUGCGUGUGAGAAGGCCCGGCACCAACGACUACAAGGACUUCACCUUCGACGCGGUCUACGAUGAGACUGCCGUGCAGUCGGACUUCUAUGAGCACACGGGCUACGCCAUUGUAGGGAAGUGUCAUGGAUGGCUACAACGGCACCAUUUUCGCCUAUGGCCAGACAGGCACUGGGAAGACCCACACCAUGGUCGGACCUGCGCAUCCGGAAGCAGAAGAGGAGAAGGGCGUGAUCCCCCGCGCCUUCGGGCAUGUCUUCCGGAAUGUGGACGUGGGUGGUAACAAGACCUUCCUGGUUCGGGCAUCCUAUAUGGAGAUCUACAAUGAAGAGAUCCGAGACCUUCUCUCGAAGAAUCCGAAGCAGAAGCUGGAGUUGAAGGAUCACCCUGACGGUGGGGUCUAUGUCAAGGACCUCACAGUCAUGAUCGUCAAGGGCGUGCGGGACCUUCAACAAGUCAUGGAGGUUGGCCAGAAGAACCGGAGUGUGGCCAGCACCUUAAUGAACAACGAGUCCAGUCGCUCCCACUCCAUCUUCACUGUGACCGUUGAGAUCUUGGAGAAAGGCCUGGAUGGGCAGGACCACGUGCGCGUGGGAAAGAUGAACAUGGUGGACCUGGCAGGCUCGGAGCGGCAGAGCAAAACUGGCGCCACUGGCGACACCUUGAAGGAGGCGACCAAGAUCAACAUGUCUUUGAGUGCCUUGGGCAACGUGAUCUCCGCCCUGGUAGAUGCCAAGACCUCCUUCAUCCCCUACAGAGACUCCAAGCUCACCCGGCUGCUGCAGGACUCCUUGGGCGGCAACACCAAGACGGUGAUGUGCACGUGCAUCGGCCCCGUGGACUACAAUUACGACGAGACCAUGAGCACUCUGCGAUAUGCCCAUCGAGCGAAGAGCAUCAAGAACAAGCCCAGGAUCAAUGAAGAUCCCAAGGAUGCCAUGAUCCGGGAGUUCCAAGAUGAGAUCACCCGACUGAAGAUGCAACUGGAGAAGCGUGGGGGUCCCGGCAGCCCGCCGAGAGCCCCGCCGAUGGAGGGCGAGGAAGUGGUGGUGGAAACCGAAGUGGUGGAAGUCGAAAAGAUUGUUGAGAAGGAGGUUUUGGUGGAGAAGGUGGUGAAUUCAGGCAUGACCGACGAGGAUGUUCGACGAUUGCAGAUGCAGGUUGAGCAGGAGAGAGCAGAAGUGGAGGAGCAGCUCAACCUGGAGAGGCAAGCUAUUGAAGCACAGAAGGACAUGGCAGAGCAGGAGAAGCAACAGCUCCUGGAGGCCUUGGAAGAGAAGCGCCGGCAACGAGAGCAGGAAGCCCAACAGCAAGAGAAGAUGCUCCAGCAGCUCAAGGCCAUGGAGGAGAAGAUGCUGGUGGGGAGCCAAGUUAUGGAGAAAGCAAUGCAGCAGGAAGCUGAUUUGCGCCGGGCUGCCAUGGAGGUGGAAGAGAAGAAGCGGGAAGAGCAGCGGAUGCAGGAGGAGUUGGAGCAGCAGCAGGAGGAGAAGUUGGAGCUGGAAGAGAAGUACGCCUCCACUGAGGAACAGGUGCAGAAGAUGACUGCCAAGCUGGAGAAGCUUUGGCAUCGGCACAAGCAAACGCAACAGGAGGUCCAAGACCUGCAGCACGAGUUUCAAAGCGAAAGAGAAGAUAUGCUCGAUACCAUUCGCGACCUGCGGAAAGAAGUGAAGUUGGUUUGCCUUACCAUCGAGAAUUUUAUCCCCAUGGAGCAGUACCAGCAGAUUGAACAAAGAGCCCACUUUGACGAGAGCUCUGACGAGUGGGUCAUUAGCAACAUCGACCUCGCGGGCAACCGGGUGCGCCGGCGCGGCCGCCUGCUGGACGAGAGUCCCAAGGGCAUGGGCCGCCGGACCAAUGGCGAGGGAAGCCCGGAUCCGGUGGCGAUGAUGAACGAACGCCCCAACGUCUACUUCGCCUACACCGAGGACGGUGGUGCGCAGCGCGCCGAGACCCGCCCGCAGCCGCAGAAGAAUGGAAAGCAGCAGCGGGUGAAGUCGGCCGGCCGCCCGGGCACGGCCUCGCGCAAGGGCCGAGGAGUGAAGCAAGUGUUGGGUGCCAAUUUUCUCCACUCCCCGGAUCCCAUAGAGGACGAGAAUGAUGCCGCGUUCCCCAAAGCACGUGGCCUGGUCCGUGCCGGUUACCAGGGCUGAGGCUGGUAGACGCUGGACGCAGGACGCGUCUUAACGCUUCAUAGGGCCGAUGCGGUGCAGAGCCUGUGCGUGUACAGCCCGCACAGCCGCACUGCGCAGAUCCCCCGAUGGUGCAGAUGGGGUGACCAGCGAAUUCCCACCCUGGCCGUGAGGGCGCGUGGCGAUGUUUUUUGUGGCUGACGAGUGCAGAACGACAGUAAGUGAGGCUUGGCGGUUUGUGCUUCAAGUUGGCCAUUUGCCCCAUUGUUUCGACCUUAAGAUCGGCUCGCUUAUUGCCAAACUCGUGGCGCCACCCUUGAACUUGUCUCACCACUGGCACGCCAUGGUCAUCCAAGCGGCUUUGGAACCAAAACCCCGGGCGUC
This is a messenger RNA of Durusdinium trenchii, 2700 nucleotides long. The record is from the annotation of a GenBank genome assembly. NCBI's taxonomy places the organism in Eukaryota, Dinophyceae, Suessiales, Symbiodiniaceae.